GCCCACCUUUCAAGCCCCGCCCCUCUCCCCCAGCCGUGCUGCAUUGUGGGGCGGCAACAUGGCGGCGCUCAGCGCGGGGCGGGCGGCGGCCGGGGGCCUCCUGCGCGUCCCCCAGGGCUUCCUGCGUGCCCGCAGCCUCGGCGCCUGGCGGGCCCUGAGCACCCCCGCCGCCCUCCGGGACACCCCGCGGGGCAAGUCAGAAAACGCCAAGCCGGAGGGCACCUUCCAGGUCACCAUGCUGCCCGGGGACGGCGUGGGCCCGGAGCUCAUGCACGCCGUCAAGGAGGUGUUCAAGGCUGCCAGCGUGCCGGUGGUCUUCGACGAGCACCACCUGAGCGAGGUGCAGAACAUGGCGUCGGAGGAGAAGCUGGAUCAGGUGGUGGACUCCAUGAAGGAAAGCAAAGUGGCCCUCAUAGGCAAGAUCCACACCCCCAUGGAGUACAAGGGCGAGCUGGCUUCCUACGACAUGAGACUCAGGCGCAAAUUAGACUUGUUUGCAAAUGUUGUCCACGUGAAGAGCUUGCCAGGCUAUAAAACACGCCACAACAACCUGGACCUCGUGAUCAUUCGUGAGCAGACGGAGGGGGAGUACAGCUCGCUGGAGCACGAGAGCGCAAAGGGGGUCAUCGAGUGCCUGAAGAUCAUCACCCGGGCCAAGUCGCAGCGCAUUGCCAAGUUCGCCUUUGACUUCGCCACCAAAAAAGGGCGCUCUAAGGUCACGGCCGUGCACAAAGCCAACAUCAUGAAAUUAGGCGACGGGCUGUUCCUGCAGUGCUGUGAGGAAGUGGCAGAACUGUACCCCAAGAUCAAGUUUGACACCAUGAUAAUUGACAACUGCUGCAUGCAGCUGGUGCAGAACCCCUACCAGUUCGAUGUCCUGGUCAUGCCGAACCUCUACGGGAACAUCAUCGACAAUCUGGCGGCUGGCUUGGUGGGCGGUGCCGGUGUGGUGCCCGGGGAGAGCUACAGCGCCGAGUACGCCGUCUUCGAGAUGGGCGCCCGGCACCCCUUCGCCCAGGCCGUGGGCAGGAACAUCGCCAAUCCCACUGCCAUGCUGCUCUCGGCCGCCAACAUGCUGCGGCACCUCAACUUGGAAUUUCACUCCAACUUGAUUGCGGACGCGGUGAAGAAGGUGAUCAAAGUCGGAAAAGUUCGGACACGGGACUUGGGCGGUUACUGCACCACUUCUGACUUCGUCAAGUCUGUGAUUGACAACCUGCACCCCCACUAUGGGGCCUAGGAGCCCCGCUCGCCCGCGGGCAGCCCUGGGACUUCUCCGCGCCCUCCACCAGCUUUCCCCAGCUUAAGGCCUAGCAGCGCCGCCCUCCCCCGCCCACCCCCCGGCUGCCGGGUCCCUGGGGAG
Cygnus atratus (black swan) is the source of this 1363-nucleotide messenger RNA. RefSeq names its product isocitrate dehydrogenase (NAD(+)) 3 non-catalytic subunit beta (gene IDH3B). NCBI's taxonomy places the organism in Eukaryota, Metazoa, Chordata, Aves, Anseriformes, Anatidae. Gene Ontology annotation, cellular component: mitochondrion. Gene Ontology annotation, biological process: isocitrate metabolic process; tricarboxylic acid cycle. Gene Ontology annotation, molecular function: magnesium ion binding; oxidoreductase activity, acting on the CH-OH group of donors, NAD or NADP as acceptor; NAD binding. The transcript has 12 exons. The record is from RefSeq and is a predicted model, not a curated record. Bases 59 to 1240 code for a protein of 393 amino acids.